UGCGAGGGGGUGGCGGUGGAGAUCGUAUGGGGGGAUUGUGCGAGGCCCAGAGACAUUGACAACAAUUUACACACACACGUACACACGCACAAAACAACAACGCGCUUAGUAACAUCAGCAACAACAAACUCGGCGAACUCGUUGAACAAAUUAUAACGUGGAGCACACACAAAUUGGGAUGCGGUCGCGUAGCAAUUCAGGCGUUCGCCUGGACUACUAUCAGCGCAUUGUGCAUCGCUUGAUUUUGGCCCAUCAGGAGCCAGUGACCGGCUUGUUUCCCGCCUCCAAUGUCAAUUCGCACGCCUGGAUUCGUGACAAUGUCUAUUGCAUUCUGGCCGUUUGGGGCCUGUCGAUGGCGUAUAAGAAGAUUGCCGAUCAAGAUGAGGAUCGUGCCAAAUGCUAUGAGCUGGAACAGAGCUGUGUGAAGCUAAUGCGUGGCCUGCUCAUGGCCAUGAUGAAUCAAAAGGAUAAAGUGGAAAAAUUCAAAAUGACACAAAGUCCAUACGAUUCAUUGCACGCCAAAUACUCCAGCAAAAAUGGUCUGCCCGUGGUGGCGGACAACGAAUGGGGUCAUUUGCAAAUCGAUGCUGUUUCGCUGUAUCUGCUGAUUUUGGCUCAAAUGACCGCUUCGGGUCUGCAGAUUGUCUUCUCGUUGGACGAAGUUUCGUUCAUACAGAAUUUGGUAUUCUACAUUGAGUCCGCCUACUCCAUACCCGAUUAUGGCAUCUGGGAGCGUGGCGAUAAGACCAAUCAUGGUGAGCCGGAGCUUAAUGCCAGCUCCAUUGGCAUGGCCAAGGCUGCACUAGAGGCCAUGAAUGAACUGGAUUUGUUUGGCGCACGCGGCGGACCCGCCAGCGUUAUACAUGUGCUCGCCGAUGAGGCGCACAAAUGUCAGGCGGUGCUGCAAUCGAUGCUGCCGCGUGAAUCCAACAGCAAAGAGCUCGACUCGGGACUGCUAUGUGUCAUUGGCUUUCCAGCGUUUGCGGUCGACGAUGAACAGCUCAUACACAACACCAAAGAUGCCAUAUUGUCGCGUCUGCAAGGCAAAUAUGGUUGCAAGCGCUUUUUGCGCGAUGGCUAUCGCACACCCAAAGAGGAUCCAUCGCGUCUCUACUAUGAACGCUGGGAGCUGCGCAUGUUCGAGAACAUUGAGUGCGAAUGGCCGCUCUUCUAUUGCUAUCUGAUACUGUUCCAUGCAUUUCAAAAUGACAAGCGGUCGGUGCAAGAGUAUGCCGAUCGUCUGGAGAAGAUCAUGGUGCGCUCCGAGGAUGGUAUUCUGCUCGUACCCGAAAGCUAUGCGGUGCCCCAGGAUCUGGUGGGCUUCGAAUAUCAGAAACCUGGUUCGCAGGCACGCGAAGUUGUCGGUCGUUGUCCGUUUCUUUGGGGCCAGUCGCUCUUUAUUUUGGGCCGUUUGCUGCAAGAGGGCUUCUUGGCUGUGGGUGAGCUGGAUCCAUUGAAUCGUCGUUUGGGUGCACAAAAGAAACCCGACGUUGUAGUGCAGGUCGUCAUCAUUGCGGAGGAUAACGAAAUUCGCGACAAGCUGGCCGAGCAUGAUCUGCAUGUGCAAACCAUUGCCGAGGUCGCACCCAUUGAGGUGCAGCCGGCUCGUGUGCUUAGUCAUUUGUACACGUAUCUGGGACGCAAUCGCAAGUUGGGACUCAGUGGCCGUAAAUCCCGUGAUGUUGGCAUCUUGAGCACCAGCAAAUUGUAUUCGCUGAAGGAUCGCAUCUUUGCCUUUACGCCGCAGCAUAUCGAUUAUGAAGAAUACUACACGACACGCGAUCCCGAUCUGCUCGCAAGCAAUUUUACCACAAACUUAGCCUUCUUGACCAACAAUUGGCGUCACAUGUUGGGCAGGCCGACAAUCACAUUAAUGGCAACGCAUUAUAUGCUAGACCAGGAUAAGAUACCGCUGGCCAUGAUUCAGACAAUGCGGAAACUAAAGUCGGGAUAUAUUAAUGGCACCCGGGUUAUGCUGGGCAGCCUGAAGGACUUCCUCAACACGUCGGCCAUCACGGACUUGAGCUUUUUGGGCAGCACCGAGGAUGGUUAUCCGGAUCGCCUGCAUCCCGAUGUGCAGACCUAUUUGGACGAGCAUCUGUUGCGUUCGUUCAGCAAUCGCAGCACCAUGAAUCUCCGUGGCGGACAGCUGCGCCCUCGCCAUCUCCGUCGUCGCAUGUCCUGCAAGGGCGCCAUCAAAAAGACGCGUUCUAUUAACGUUGACUCUGACAAUCUGGGCAUGGAGGGACCAUCGCCAUUGACCGAGCGUCGUCUGUCGUCGGUGGUGCCGCCGCCGUGGCUGCAGGCAAACAAGCAAGGACACGUCAGUGUGUUUGCCACAACGCCCGAGGAGGGACCGACAUCGCCACCGCAGCUGGGAGGGGAGUUGGGACUCCGGGAGAACAUCUAUCCCGUGGAUCCGCAUCAUAGUCGCUCGGCCAUCGAUCGUCGCAGCGAAUUUGUGCGACAACAAGAGAUAACAGUGCCAAAAAUUCUCAUCCAACGCCAUCGUGCGGAAACCAAUUUUGCCGACACAGAGGUGGAGGAGCUAAUUGCCAUGCUGCGCGAAACGGAGAGUCUCGAGGAGCAAGGCGACAUUCUGCAGUAUCUGGUGGACACACAAGGACUCGACUUCAAUACAGCUGGCCUGGGCCUAAAGCACAAAUCCGAUGACAAUGCGGCUGAGCUUGAUCAAGCGUUUAUGGACGAUGUGAUGCUCGAACUGUCAACGGCUGGUGCUGGUGGUAGUGGUGGUGUUGGUGGUGGUGAUGGUUGUGGUGGUGCUGGUGCUGCAGCUGGUGGUGAGAAGAAGAAGCCGCCAAUGUUGCCCGUCAAGGUGCCGACAGUGAUAAUUGAUCCAACGACCACAACCACAUCCACAGCGAGCAAAAAGGAUCUGGAUAAUGCCAACGCAACGGCAACGGCAACAACCGGCAUCCCAGCUGCACCUGUUGCCCCUGCCCCUGCCUCGCCCGCUGCCCCCGCCGCCGGCUGCAGUACCAACAACAACAGCUUGAAUAACAACGAUUCUUCUCAAUCUGAAGGCAUGCUGGAGGAGGGACGCGUCGUCACCGUUAGGGAUCUGCUCAAGGGCCUCUACGAGAAGGCGUGCCAACAAAAACUCUGGGGUCUGGUGCGUCACACCGCCGGCAUGCUGGGCAAACGUGUCGAGGAUCUGGGCAAAGCCGUCACCGAUCUGUUGGUCCGUCAGAAGCAGGUCACCGUUGGCAUGCCGCCAAACAAUGAGCACACCAUCACAGCACCGCUGCCCGAGGGCGAGUUGCGUCAACUCAUACACGAUGCCUAUGGUGACGAUGAGAGCACAGCCAUGUUGACGCAGGAGCUGAUGGUGUAUCUGGCCAUGUUUAUACGCACCGAGCCGAACCUGUUUCACGAGAUGUUGCGUCUGCGUGUCGGCUUGAUCAUUCAGGUGAUGGCCAAGGAACUGUCGCGCACGCUCAUCUGUGACGGCGAAGCGGCAUCGGAGCAUCUACUUAAUCUGUCGCCAUUCGAGAUGAAGAACCUGCUCUAUCACAUACUCAGCGGCAAGGAGUUUGCCGUCAGCAGUGUGGCACGCGGUAAUCUGUCCAUUGUCAGCUGCAAGUCGAGUCGCGUCAGCAAGAAGAGCCAAAUUGGUCUGGGCGAUCCCGAGGGCGAGGAUGCGCUCAUUGCCACCAUCGAUGAUCGCCAGGGUCAAUGGCUGCGUCGGCGACGACUCGACGGCGCCCUCAAUCGUGUACCACGGGAUUUCUAUUCGCGCGUCUGGACGGUGCUGGAGAAAUGCCAGGGACUGGCCAUCGAGGGACGUGUGCUGCAGCAGAGUCUCACACAGGAGAUGACGCCGGGCGAAUUGAAGUUUGCCCUCGAGGUGGAAACGGCACUCAAUCAAAUACCACAGCCCGAGUACAGGCAGCUGGUGGUGGAGGCGCUGAUGGUGUUAACACUUGUCACCGAGCACAACAUGGUGCCCUGCCUGGGGGACGUGAUCUAUGUGGAGCAUCUGGUGCACAAGGCGAAUCAAUUGUUCUUGGAGGAUCAGCGCAAAGUGCAGGGCGAUGCAACGUUGUGCUGCGCCAAGCUCAAGGAUGGCAAGGAGCAGCAACAGGCUGCCUCGGGCAUGCUGCUCUGCGGUGGUGCCGCCUACAUCUGUCAGCAUCUGUACGACAGCGCGCCUAGUGGCAGCUAUGGCACCAUGACCUAUAUGUCGCGUGCCGUCGCUUUGGUGCUGGACUGUGUGCCCAAGCAUGGGGAGAAGGAAUGCGCAAUCUCCUAAAGUGCGAAUGCUACAAUGAUGGUACACUCGACCUGGAACACACAACAACAACAGCAACAACAAGCAAGGAAACUUAAUGCCAUGUACUGUUAACACUGACUUGACGGGCUCAUCCCAAUGUUCGUUUUGGUUUUUUUCUCUCUCGUUCUUUGGCUAUCUCUGUCUAACGCAAUCUCUCUCUAGCUCUAUAUGUAUGUAUGUCUUGAUCUUUUGCAGAGUUACACAUUCUCUCUUGCUCUAGCCCAACGAUAUAAGUUAAGUCUGAGAUCCGAACCUCCAAAAAUGCGAACUCUGUGACAAGGCUAUAUAUACUAUAUAUAUAGUAUAUAUGUUUUGUAGACCAACCGCCUACUUAGCCAUCUUUUUUUUGUUAAAGUGUUUUUGUUUAGUUUUCUUGAGCGGCUAAAUUGGGAAAUUCGCAUUGUGCUCUUCCCAAAACUACCUACGUAUAUACAAGUAUAUACACAUACUAUAUAACACAUAUAUCUAUAUCGAUAUUGACUAUGUAUUAUCCUAAAAUAAAACGCUGCGCGCCAACAAACUGGUUUUAUACUCGCAGAUUAUCCUUGAAACGAAGGGGAUUCAACAACGACUUCUUUCAAAAUAUGUUCUUGAGGCAAUAAACUGCAAGUUUUUUAUUGUGACAACAAAUAGUGACAAAGAAAUAAAUAUAAAAAAUGUUUGCAAUGUUCAA
Messenger RNA from Drosophila sulfurigaster albostrigata, 4967 nucleotides. Its product is annotated as probable phosphorylase b kinase regulatory subunit alpha. NCBI's taxonomy places the organism in Eukaryota, Metazoa, Arthropoda, Insecta, Diptera, Drosophilidae. Gene Ontology annotation, cellular component: phosphorylase kinase complex. The record is from RefSeq and is a predicted model, not a curated record. The transcript is spliced from 13 exons. Gene Ontology annotation, molecular function: calmodulin binding. The coding region runs from base 179 to 4273 and encodes 1364 amino acids. Gene Ontology annotation, biological process: glycogen metabolic process.